This is a messenger RNA of Acanthosepion pharaonis, 903 nucleotides long. The record is from the annotation of a GenBank genome assembly. Lineage: Eukaryota; Metazoa; Mollusca; Cephalopoda; Sepiida; Sepiidae.
AUGUCUUUUUUUUCUUUAUUCUUACAUGCGAAUUUUCCUCCUUCUUAUUCAUUCAUUUUAGUUUUUCCAUUUUUCUAUUCUUUCUCUUUGUUCAUUCAUUUGAAUUUUUCUUCUAUUUGUUCUUUCAUUCAAUUUUUCAUUUUCCUUCAUUCGUGUUUUUCUUCUCCUUUUCCAUUUGAAUUUUCUUUCUUUUUAUUCUUUCAUUUUAAUUUUCUGUCUUUUAAUUUUUGCUAUGAGUUUUCCACCUUUAUAUUAUUCCAUUUAAAUUUUCUUUCAUUUAACUCAUUCACUCAACUUUUCAUUCUUUUUAUUACGUCAUUAGAAUUUUCUUUCUUUUUAUUUUUUCAUUCGAGGUUUCCAAAUUUGCAUACUUCUUUUUUGUUUUUUCUUUCGAUUAUUCUUUUGUUCACUUCUACCUUUUUUCCUUCUCUAUAUUCUUUCAUUCGAAUUUGUCUUCUUUUUUUUCUUUCGUUUCCUUAUUUUUUUUUUUGUGUUUUUCUUUUUAUUUCACUGGAAUUUUUUUUCGGUUCAUUCUUUCAUUAUAAUUUUCUUUCUUUUAAUUUUUGGUUCGAAUUUUCCAUCUUUUUAUUACUUCAACUGAAUUCUCUUUCAUUUUAUUCUUUUUAUUCUUUCAUUCCCAUUUUCUUUCUUUUUCUUUUUUUAAUUAGAGUCUCUCUAUUUGAAAUCGUUAUUCAUUCGACUCGAUUUUAUUGCUUCUUUUGCUACUUUUCAUUUAACCCUCUCUCUCUCUCUCUCUCUUUCUAUUCUUUCUAUUUAUCUAUCUCAAAAGGUUUUUUUUUUUCGCUUCUGAUUCUCUCUAUAUUCUCUCAUUCUCUUCAAGUUAUUUUCUCAUCAACCAUGCUGAUCAAUCAUCAUCUACUCAAUUUAUUAUUUCCUGGCUAA